Molecule: messenger RNA, 1329 nt
Organism: Dracunculus medinensis (Guinea worm)
Lineage: Eukaryota; Metazoa; Nematoda; Chromadorea; Rhabditida; Dracunculidae
Source: the annotation of a GenBank genome assembly
AUGAGAAGAUAAAAAACAAAUCGAGAUAAAGUUGCUUUUCAGAGCUGCAAUCAGGAAGGAAAAGUCAGUGAUUUUGCUAUAAUUUUGAAAAAGGAAAGCGAAUGCUUUUGUCCAGGCGAGAAUAUAAUUGGUCAUAUCGAAAUUAAGAUGGUGCCAAAAAUUGAAAUAUAUCAGCUGCAUUAUUUGAUCAUUGGAACAGGCAAUUUUAAUAAUUCACUGAAGGAAGAAUUACCAUGUUGGUUACCAACAUCGAUAGAAACAAGAAGAUUCAGUGUAAGAUAUCUUAUCAAGGCAUCACUUGUGUAUCAAUCUGUGAAUAAAGAUGAAGGUGAAACGAGUCAGGGAAAGUUAGUAGCACUCCGUGGCUUUACAAUUAUUGAAUCUCUCGAUCUCAAUCUUCUUUCUUCGGCUUUUUUCAAGUCACAAGCUAUUCAGAAUGUUAAAAAAUUUGGUUUCUUUUCUUGUACUGGUGGUCACGUCAAACUGGUUAUAUCUAUUCCUCGAACAGCCUUUGUCUGCGGGGAAUACAUUCAUUUCGAAGGUCGGAUAGAAAAUAAAUCAGAUCAUCGCGUUGAAAAAGUGGCUGUUAUUCUCGAAAAAAAUUUAGUUUAUCAGCAUUUAGAAGAAGAAAAUCUUGUUGAUACACUCGAAAUCACAGAGGAAAAUUUGGCCUUAUAUGUUGACGAUGGAGCUACGAUAAGGAUUGAUAAAUAUUUCUCUAUACCGUCUCUACCCCCAUCUACUGCAACAGAGGAUUUGAUUGACAGCAAAAAUAACAACAAGCUAUUUGUACAAACUGCAGCAAAUAUAACUCCAAUAGGUCCUCGUGGAAGUAUAUUUUCAAUUAAUAGUGUUACGCACGCCAAUAAUGUUAAAAAGAUGAAACAAAAUUCAGUUGUGCACCAAAAAAAACGAAUCGUAAUUAUAUCUUAUUCAUUACUGAUAGUUGUAAAGACGAGCGGCGUUGAUAUAAUUCGAGAACGAAUACCAAUCGUUAUAGGUUCAAUUCCAAGCUGUUCCAUUUUCGAAAGUGAAGAUUUGAUUCGUCUAAGCGAAGAUAACAUGAAAACUAACCGAAAAUAUUCGAUGAAUCCUAUAUAUCGAUGCAAACCUCUUGAAAAGCCAAUAAAAUUACAAAAACAAGACGAAUUUCAAAUUUGCAAUGAGGCGCAAUUGAAUUAUAUCAACAAAUAUCCAUUUUUCACUGAACUACCAACGUCAUCGAAACAAAGUCGAAAAAUAAAAGUUUUAAUAAAUUCUGUUGAAUGUGAAAAUUUGCUUAAAUCGGAUGAAAGUCAUGAACAAGGUGAAUAUUUAUUAAUGCAUUAG